AUGGUCUCAUCGGCCUGUGCCAUGUAUGGCACAGGAGCAGCAGGCCUGGUUCUGCGCUACCCCAUGACCUGGAGCCUCAUCAAGGCCCACAAGGUGACCAAGAACAUGAGGACGCUGAGGCACAGCCACCGCAGGCGUCUCACCAAGUUCCUAUGGGACAUGAUCCUGGAGGUGUAUGGCUUUGCUUCCUGUCAGCAGCGCACCAUGUUGCUGCUCAUGGUCUCCAAGGAUGAGAAGGUCCUAAAAUUCAUCAAGAAAAGGAUGGGGACACCCACCCAUUCUAAGAGGAAGAGAGAGGUCCUGAGCAAAGUCCUUGCAGCCUUGAGGAAGGCAGCCUCAAGAAGGACUGAGCCCUGUCCCCUCCCCAGCGUGGUUUGUUUAUUUACUUUCUGCCUCCCGGACACCUUGGAGGAGCUGCCCAGCCCUGACUCAGCGCAGCCGGACCUUCCCGGGCUGACUGUCCCGGCAGCUGCUGCAGCUCCGCGCUGCCUGCCGCGCUGUGCCAGCUGUCGCCGCCUGCAUCACACCACAGUAAUGGGAACAACUGGAAGCAAUAAUGUGUCUCCCCAUUUGCCUAACAAUACCAACAUGGACAAUAACUCAGAAGACUGA
Molecule: messenger RNA, 612 nt
Organism: Myotis lucifugus (little brown bat)
Lineage: Eukaryota; Metazoa; Chordata; Mammalia; Chiroptera; Vespertilionidae
Exons: 3
Coding region: 1-612 (203 amino acids)
Biological process (GO): cytoplasmic translation
Cellular component (GO): cytosolic large ribosomal subunit; ribosome
Molecular function (GO): structural constituent of ribosome
Source: RefSeq, a predicted model, not a curated record